UGAGAAGAACUGCUCUCAAUUACAAUAUUUGGAAUUUGGAAAUGUGAGUACUUUAUAUCAUAAAACAAUGAAGUCAAUUUUACUCCAAAAUUUGGUAUAUACUGUACCUAUAAAUGUCAAAAGCAGAGAAAUUGAUCUUUUUGAUGUGGUUUCCAGAGCUGUAUCGCUGCAUAGUAUUUUUUUCUUUUCAUGAAUUUAGGAUGGCCUAAGGACGUCUUUAUGAAAGAAACUGUAAGGGUGCGGAGAGGUCCAGAUUUAAGGAAUUACAUUUUAAAAUUUUGUAUACACAAACUUUUCUUGGCAAGGGGCAUCAAUCAUGUACUUUGCUUAACACUCAAAAGACACAAUUGGCAUACACAAGAGCAGCUGUUAGCCACAGCUCACACUGAGACACUCACACGCAGACUCGCCAACAUCCCACGCCAUUCCACCAGGUCCCGCCUUUUAAAAAGGUACACAGCGACGCCAGAUUACAAUUGGUGUGGUAUUUUGUAAAGAUUUUAUACUUGCGUUGUUUUUGCAUUCAAAUACAGUUACACAAUGUUUUCAAAGCCUGUUUUAUGAAUUUCAAACGUUUUUAAAGUGUGUCAAAGAGUAAAAUUGUAGUAAUUUUUUUUUUUUUAUUAUUUGUAAUGUCUCUCUACAUGGCAUCUUUUCACAUAAAACGAGUGGCUCUGGAAUGCAUCCCCCGCGAUGAAUGUGGGGGUCACGGUAUUAAGUAAUUCUCCAGAAAAAGGCCACGAUUUAAUAACGUUUUUAAUUUUAGCAUCCGCUCCCUCCCCCUCUCGCUCAGCAUUGUGAGUGCCCCCCGCCCCAGGCUUACCGGCCCCCCAACUCCUCCUUUAUACCUUUUUUUUUUGGGUGGAAAAUGAUACGGAGGACGCAGAUGUUGCUUCUAAACUGACCAAUGGUGAGCAGAGAGGGGCCGGAUUGGCGAGCGCCCACGUCGCUCCAUCUUUUUAAAAACCACCGGCCUCACGCCUCCGACUGGACAACUGCGGCCCGAGCGGCGACAACACCUCAGCAAUCUCACACACCUGAAGGAACCAGGGACCGGUUCACUCCGUUGUGCUUUUUGAGUGACAGAGCGGCACCAUGUCGGGAUUAAAAACAGCGGCCUUCCUGCUUGCUUUCCUGGCUUCUGCGGCUCUGGGCCAAGAAUUACGAAGGGAGAGCGCAUCAGUCAGGAGCAGGAGAGCAACGCCAAACGGUUUUGCAGAUACGCGAACGACAGGUCUGACAGAGUGGACGUCAUGGUUCAACAUUGACCACCCAGGUGGGAACGGGGAUUACGAGCGCCUUGAGGCCAUCCGCUUCUAUUACCGGGAGAGAGUGUGCUCGAGACCCACAGCGAUGGAGGCUCGCACCACAGAUUGGGUUGCUGCGGCAGAAACGGGAGAAGUAGUCCACUCCAGUCUGGAGAAGGGCUUCUGGUGCAUCAACAAGGAGCAACCCUACGGACGCACCUGCUCCAACUACCAUGUCCGCUUUCAGUGCCCCCCAGAGCAGAGUUUCUGGACCGAGUGGGGCGAGUGGGGUCCAUGCACGACAACCGUUUGCAGCGAUGUGGGCAUCCAGGUCCGCCAGAGGAGCUGCAUGAGCACGCAGCCAAUGCCUUUGCUCUUGGUUCCUGCCUGCCAGGGCCACCAUUCAGAGAGGAGGGAGUGCUCCACCCCUCCAUGUACAGCCAAGUGGAGUCCAUGGGGUCGCUGGGGGUCUUGCUCCGUGACAUGUGGCGGGGGUCGGAGGAUCCGAAGGAGGACUUGCGUGAGGACCUCGGAGACAGUACAGUGCACCGGACGCCCCACUGAAACUCAAAAGUGUGGCAAGAGUACAUGUCCAGUCAAAUGUCAGCGCGUUUGCGCCGAGGGCCGCCCAGAUGAAGAUUGCAGCCGCUGCGUGUGUGAUGGCCACGUUCUGCACGGCAACGUCCACAGCGUGACGGGGGUCCCUGUGGCGGGGGCCUUGGUGGCAUUUGCCAGCCGUCCCAAAGUCAUCCGUGCCCGGACGGAUGCCAAAGGCCACUUCAGGCUGCAGGGAAUCUGCUCGUCCAACGUCACUUCGCUUAUCAUCAGGAAGGAUAAGUUUGCCCCCGUUACUGUCUCCUCCAGCAGUAACAGCACCGGCCUUUCCUGGGUGUCUGCUGUGCUCAGAUCAGCUGAGAAACCCUACAUUGUGAAGCACCCCGAGGACAAGGUGCGUUACGAGGGCGGCCGUGUGCUGCUGUGUUGCAAAGCGACAGGAUCUCCAGCACCUGAUAAAUACUACUGGUACCACAACGACACCCUGCUGGACCGAAAAUUGUACAAGUACCAAGAAGAGCUUGUACUGAAAGAUCUGAAGCCGGAGCAGGCUGGACAGUAUUAUUGCAAAACCAGCAGCUCUGCAGGCAGCAUUAAGUCCUCCCCAGCAUCCCUCACUGUCAUUGCAAAAGGAGCGCCAGCGUGCAAUUCCACCCCUGAGGCACAUCUGAUCAGACUGCCGCUGGAUUGCGUACAACCCGGGACGAACUCCAAGUUUUACAACGCUGGCCGCUGCCCUCAUAACAAAUGCGCCGGCUCUCUGGACUUUGAUAUGCGCUGCAGAGAUGGCGGCGGAUUUUGUUGUGGUGUCCAAGCGAUGGAAACUCGGACUAUUGACUGCGGGAGCUACAGCCUUCCGAUCCGGUCCGUAUCCCAGUGCAGCUGUCAGAAGUGUGUGCAGCCAACUGUGCUUGUGCGAGGCAGAGUGGUCACGGCCGACAAUGGUGAGCCGCUGCGGUUUGGUCACAUCUACAUCGGCAAAGAGAGGGCCGGCACCACUGGAUACCAGGGAGGUUUCACCAUACAGGUUACUCCCGACACACAGAGAUUGGUGGUGAAUUUUGUUGACCCCGCUCAGAAAUUCAUUGACACGCCAAAGGUCUUCAUUUUGGACAAGAAGGGCGGGUCGAUCUACCAUGAUGUGAAGGUCAUGAGGAAGCAGGCACCAAUUGAUAUAGAUUCUGGUGAGACCAAUGCUAUUAACCUGGGAGAAAUGAAAGGGGAAGACCCGAUUGGGCAGUUGGUCAUUCCAGCCAAUUCCUUCCACAAAGACAAUGGAGACAUUUAUGAGGGAACCGUAAAGGCCAGUGUCACUUUCAUAGACCCCAGAAACAUCACCACGGCUUCUGCCACCCCUGGCGACCUCAAUUUUGUGGACCCCGAGGGUGACAUGCUCCCUCUGAGGACCUACGGCAUGUUCUCUGUCGACUUCCGUGACGAGAGCAACAAGGAGGUGCUCGGGGCCGGAGCGGUCCAAGUCCUUCUUGACACACAACAUGUCAAAAUGCAAGAGCACAUUCCCAAAAUGAAACUCUGGUCUUUAAAUCCCGACACGGGAGUCUGGGAAGAGGAAGGCGACUUCUCGAGCACAACAACUACAGGUGGGCACGGACGGAGCAAACGUGAGGACCGCACCUUUCUCAUAGGCAACAUGGAGAUUAGAGAGCGUAGGCUCUUCAAUUUGGACGUGCCUGAAAACAGACGCUGCUACGUCAAAGUCCGAGCCUACAUGAGUGACAAGUUUCUCGCUGUCGAACAGCUGGAAGGCGUCGUCAUCAGCCUGAUCAACCUCGAACCCAAGCCAGGAUAUUCCGCCAAUCCAAGGGCAUGGGGUCGCUUUGACAGCGUCAUAACCGGCCACAACGGGGCCUGUUUGCCUGCUUUCUGUGACGCCCAGAGGCCGGAUGCUUACACCGCAUAUGUCACAGCGAUGAUGGGUGGUGAGGAACUGGAAGCAGCUCCUUCUUCCCCGAAGAUGAAUCCAAACAUCAUCGGUGUGUCUCAGCCAUAUCUGGAUAAAAUAGACUACCAGCGCUCAGACCACGAAGAUCCAGCCCUGAAGAAAACAGCUUUUAGAAUCAAUUUGCCGAAGCCCAACCAAAAUAAUCUCGAUGAAACCAAUGGGCCCAUUUAUCCGUACCAGAAUUUAAUAGCCUGCGAAAAUGCACCCGUGGAUGCAAAUCAUUUCAGAUUCUUUAGAGUGGAGAAGGACAAGUACGAAUACAACGUGGUACCCUUUGAGGAGACGGAUCUGACAACCUGGACGGGAGACUACCUCUCAUGGUGGCCGAACCCUCAAGAGUUCAGAGCAUGUUUUAUCAAAGUCAAGGUCCACGGACAGAAGGAAGUGAUGGUCAGGUCGAGAAACCUGGGAGGAUCGCACCCAGAGACAAUCGACAAACUUUAUGGCAUCCGAGAUAUACGCAGCACUCGGGAUAUGCGAGAGGCCAACACUUCGGCAGCUUGUGUUGAGUUCAAAUGCAGCGGCAUGUUGUUCGAUCAAGCCGAGGUGGAUAGAUCCCUCAUCUCAAUCAUUCCACAAGGGAACUGUCGCAGGAUCGCUACCAACAGCCUACUACAGGAGUACCUCAUCAAACACCCCCCCGUUGCGCUAAGCAACGACUCUCAUGCCUUCACUAUGUUAGCCCCUGUGGAUCCUCUGGGACAUAAUUAUGGCAUAUACACGGUCACGGACCAGAAUCCCAGGGUUGCUAAAGAAAUCGCCAUCGGCCGCUGCUUUGACGGUACCUCGGACGGUUUCUCCAGAGAGAUGAAGUCCGACUCGGGAGUGGCUUUGACUUUCAGCUGUCCAGAGAGGAAAAUCAACAGAGAAAGCCUCUUCCAACGGCUGCAGACCAACCCGGGACUGACACUGUCACAGAUGGCGAGGGAUAUGAGGCAGAUGGAAGGUAUGCAGGUGCAGAGGUCAUCCACUCGAGUAGUGGCCUAUCCCUCCGAGCAACAGGGCAGGACCCAGGGUCGUCGGGUUGUCACUACGAGCAGGAGGAGGACAGUUGCGCGCAUGCAACAACGCCAGUGAGAGAGUCCAGAGACCUUCGCUUGAGGCGACUCGCAUCGUGGGAGUAAAACCUGACAAUCAGCUCAAUGAACUUCCACUCUACUGUGGAAAUCACCACACCCAGACAAACAGCAAAAUGUUGAGCCUGGCUGAAGAUAUACAAUAAUCUUUAUGUUGUACUUGAAGGGUUUGCUAUAUUAUUUUUUUUUUCUCCUGUACCGUCCCUCCUGAAAGACCUCCCUCCAUCCUGUGGCUAUAUGGAAAGCAGUAAGUGGCAUGUAUCUAAAAGUUCUGGUCACAUUUUUUGUCUGAAAGUCGUAUUUGACUUUCCAGAAUGUACAUUCUGUAGUGCUAAUUUGUGGUAUUCGGUGGUGGCACCCAAUCAAUGUAAAAACUGUUUUCCAGUGAGCGUCUGUAAAAGUUGCAGACGCUGAACCCUCUCUCUUCAAACUGAGAGGAUCAAAAGAGAGCGACUGAACCCCCCGUUAGGUCACAGAGGACAUUUUCAGACAUUUAUCUUAAUGUUGUGCAUGGAUACGUCACUUGGUCGGCUGAGAUUCAGCAAUACAAAUGUCCAUUUAAAGCAAACUGGCAUCAUGGCGUGACUUGACACAUUUGCUGAUAUGUCACCUAAAAAAAAAAAAAAACGUACGUAAUUGCUCGGGGUCAAGAUUGAAUUUUUGUUCAGCUGUUCUGUUUGUCAUGAUGCUGUGCAAUGAGAACAUCGUAUAAUGUUACUAAAGGAGCUCUUUUUUUGUUUUGUUUUUUUUAAAC
Messenger RNA from Hippocampus comes (tiger tail seahorse), 5595 nucleotides. RefSeq names its product cartilage intermediate layer protein 2 (gene cilp2). Bases 1096 to 4842 code for a protein of 1248 amino acids. NCBI's taxonomy places the organism in Eukaryota, Metazoa, Chordata, Actinopteri, Syngnathiformes, Syngnathidae. The record is from RefSeq and is a predicted model, not a curated record. The transcript is spliced from 10 exons.